This is a messenger RNA of Bactrocera oleae (olive fruit fly), 6474 nucleotides long. Its product is annotated as general transcription factor 3C polypeptide 3. Gene Ontology annotation, cellular component: transcription factor TFIIIC complex. The record is from RefSeq and is a predicted model, not a curated record. Lineage: Eukaryota; Metazoa; Arthropoda; Insecta; Diptera; Tephritidae. Gene Ontology annotation, biological process: transcription by RNA polymerase III. Gene Ontology annotation, molecular function: protein binding.
CUUUUGUGUUUUUGUGUAACAGAAUAAAACUAUUUUAUAUUUCGGGAAUUGACAAAAUAUUUAUAGUUUUUUAAGCAAUUUUACCUAUCGAGAAUUGAUAGAACAUUAUAUCUAGGAAUAAGAAAGAUAAACAUCAAAUUAUCAGUAUUUAUUAUCGAAGGAUACAAAGUGUGUAUGUCAACCAUCUUAAACUGCGAUAUUAUGGAAACACUACUUCGGGCUGCUGUAGGGCUUAAUGAUUUUGUACUUGAAGUUAAUAGACCACCUUGCUCUAGGGAAACGCGGCUGUCAUGGUUUACGGAACGUGAAUUGACACAAAAUUUGCAACAUCACAUUUGGGAUCGCGAAUCUGGGUUUAACCGAUAUAACAGACGUGGUUAUAUGCCUGUACUAACGCAUGAGCAGGAGUUUUACAAAAGCUUCACACCCAAUUUAAGUAUAUUGAAUGUUGGAUCGACACUUGGUUUUAUACGAAAAUUCACACCUGAUGGCAAGCUGCUACUAAGCUUCUCUGUUGAAUACAAUUGUUUAUGUGUAUAUAAAUAUAUUGGCGUUGGAAGAGUUCAACAUGCUUUAUAUGGUAUAGUGGACGAUGUGGUGCAAGCUACGGAUCAAACUGGUGUAUUACUUGCUAAACAAUUAUUUCCACUACUUUGGACAAUACCAAUAUUUCCUGAUAAUCAAACUGAUUGGCAAUUACAUCGUGAAUUUAGCAUUUUCAUUAAUGAGGGACGUUAUGUAUUGAUAGCCACCAAAAAUAUAAUGGCUCAUUCUAAUAUUCCGCGCCAAUAUUAUCUGAACUUUCCCGAUCUAUAUGAUGAUUCUGACAUUUUUGAUUUCGCAUUUCAUUUGAUAGAUUUACAAAGGGGUGUAAUAAGUGAUGUUUAUAGAUUACGUGAUUAUGUGUUUUUGUCGCAUAAUUAUGGUGUCUCAAUUGCCGGUAACACAAUUGCAAUAUUGUCACGGUGCCGUCAAUGUAUUGACGUAUUGGAAGUGCGUGAAGGCAAAUUUUAUGUAAAAUAUCAAGUAAAUAGGGAACAGGAAACAACAAGAAGAGAAGAGCUGGAACAUGAGUUACAAACAAACGGUGUACCGGAGCCGUUUAUGAAAGGAAUAUAUUCACCACUAAAGCAACAUUGUUUGUCAUACUUGUACAAAGAAGCUAUAAAUAAUGAAAUUGAAAGACUUGCAAAAUUACGUAUAUUCUAUAAGAACUUUAAAGCUUAUGAAGAAAUGUAUAUUACGAAAAUGCAACUUAUGGAUGAAGACACUCUGCUAAUACGCUAUGAAAUCCCAAAAAGAUCAACGUCCUACGAAGCCGCUAAUGAAAAUUAUACUUCACACAAGCCUAAUUUCAAAUUGUUUGUAUUUUAUUCAAUAUCGGAAGAUUCAGUAUUUAGAAUCUAUCGUGAUAACUCAACGGAAUUAAUCUAUUUGCAACGACACUAUUACGAUGAUUUUCGUAACGUUCGUUCGGCACAAACGGGGAGACCAGCAUCAUCAUGCGGCAAUAAUCCAUAUUUUCGGAACGCAUUUAAUUGCGCCUUUCAGUCGAGCGGCGAUGUAAAUAAGGCUUCAAUGCGGCUCAAUAACAAUCUUCCAUUCAAUGCGCAAGGUGCCUGCUGUUCACCCUAUUUUAACUUCAACAUGUUUGACUAUGAUGAUCGGAGUAUAACUGCAUUAGAGGUUCCAAAGGUUUUCAACCCAAAUCCAAUAAUUUUUAGAGACCGGUAUACAAACGUUUUGAAAUUUCGUUUAAUUUUGGAAACAUCGCAUUUAGCGAGAAGUAAACAAAAGCUCCUCGCUUCAUUUGUGUUCCAUCCAUAUGAACCGUUUGCUAUAAGUAUCCAACAAGUUGGAGUUAGUUCUUACGUCUUUAAUUUUCAUAUUUUUUCUGAAACAGUUAUUGUCAAGCCCGGCCCAAGAGUACUGAAAUAUGAUAUAUGGCCUGAUUUGUGUCCAGUAUUUCAUAAUUAUAAUUAAAUUCUUGAUGUCUACAAUAAUAUAAAUGCAAUAUGUAAUGCAAACACAAAGUUUGCAGAACUAAUAUUAAGUUUCCUACGAUUCUAUAAGAAAAAUAGCACAAUUACCUGAAAAUUUUGAAGAAUUGACAAUGACUUUAAUUAGUUAAUAAAUAAGUAAUAAAAAUGGUGCAAAAAAACCUACAAACAUAAAUUUAGUUGUAAUAUGUGAUUAAAAAACAAAAAGCCUGAUAAUAUAAUACUUACUUUUUACCAACUAUUUUUAAAAGAGAACAGCAUAAUUACCCGAAAAGUGUAGACAAUUGAUAAUGACCAUAUUUACUAUAAUAAUUAGUAAUAAAAAUAGCUUAAGUCAAUUAAUCUAAAUCCAAUUAAUAUAAGCUUUCUAAAGCGCUUUACUAAAUAUUUCGAAAUGGUUCUCUAAAAAAAUUGUAUAUAAGGUCUGGGAAUUUUUAUAACUUUUUUAAUAUAUUUAUUGCAACAAUUUAUGUACUUAUUUUUGAUAAUUGUAAAGAAAACUUGUAAUAUAUAUGUAAAAUUGAAAUUUUUAGUUUGAAGUUUUAUAAAACGCACAGAAAUGUGCCCGUCUAAAAUCUUAUCUUCCGGAAUAAAAUAUUCUACUUUCAUACUAAAAUAAUUAAAAAAACUCAUGUGGAAUAUAAAAUAUUGCAAUUUAAGUGUUUAAUUGUUGUGAUUCUAGUUCCUAGAAAUUGAAUAGUCGAUUGAUUUAAAAUUCAUUUUAAACGCAUUCUUAAAUGUUGUAACUUUAAUCGCAUGUGUGUACCUGUAAUUAAAUAUUUAUCUUUCGUUGUUACAUUAUUGUUUUCAAGUUAUUUAUUGAGAUAUAUUUCAAUUUAGUAGCAAAUAUUUUUGAGUAAAAUAUAUAUUUUUAACGAUGUAAUUUUUAUUUUGAAGUCUACACAAUUUUCUUUAGCGCGAAACUUAAUCGAAGUCAGAUAUGAAAACUUGUGUGGCUCAUUAUGGGUCACUCUUCGUUUGGUGUUGCCUAUUCUGUUCACGCCGUAACUAACGUUGGCUAAUGUUUUGCAUUGUUUCAAAUCCAUUUCUCAAAAUCUUGAACGCGACAGUCGGGUCUACGUACGGACCUGUAUUUUUAUCAGGGCAAGGACUAUCAACUUGGCAGGAUUCCAGCAAAUUACUUCAGGAAUGUUUUAUGCCGCCACAACAACAACUGCAAAAACGCAAAACGUUUUGUUCGAAGAUGAACAACUCGGUCCCCUUUGCUUUUCUUCGUCGCGGACUUCCCUAAAAAUUACGAGUUGGCGUAACAAAAUUUUCUAUGUCUGAGUUGGCCUUAACUAUAUUUUUUUAUGUUUGAUUGGCCGCACUGGUCGAACAGCUGUUUAUAGUAAACAAGUUGCAGUUGACGUCGCGUCUAACUUUUUUGCUCUGUGUUUUUAAUUUGUGGAAUUAUACUUGUGGUACUUUAAACAGAGAAAUCAUAAAUAAAUAAAUGGAUGGGAAUGCGUUUUUGAUUGAAGAGCUUUCUAGCAAUGAUGUGAGCGAAUCGGAAUUGUCAGAAUUCAAAGAAACGCAACCAUUAAAGGUAUUAGACAUCAUAGCACCUGAUGAUUGUAAACCGACAAGUACCACAAACAUUUGUGGCAGAGAUGAAGUUUUAGCAAAAAAUUGUGAAAGUUCAACUGUAAUAGGUGGUGAAGGUGAAGCAGCGUUGAUAAAGCGUUUUGUGAGUGGCGAAGUAGAAUUUCCCGAUUGUUACACGAAACUUGAGCCGGGCGAAGAAGAAGAAUAUGAUGUCGAUAAAUUUGAACUGGAAGCACAAGAGCAACAGAAGUAUAUUAUUGAUGUUGAACAAUCUACAUCCCAGCAAGCAUCUGCAAAACGGCACAAUGACUUCGCUGUUAUGGAACGCAAAACGGUUGAUACCAAUUUAAGUGAACCAAAUUGGCGUAGUAGAACGGGAAGUACCGGAAGCAGUACCGGACCUAGCAUACCCAGACGUCGUACUGUACUUAAUGCAGCGCUGCAGGGUCUAAUGGGUGAGGCGAAUUUAAGUUUUGCACGUGGGCAAAUUGAUAUUGCUGAAAAAAUAUGCUUGGAAAUUAUACGACAGAAUCCAUUAGCACCAGAACCAUUUUUUACGCUGGCCGAAAUCUAUGAAACACGUAAUACUGAAAAACAUUUGUACUUUUUAACACUUGCGGCACAUUUGAAUCCACAUGAUCGUGAUCUAUGGAUACGUAUAUCUGAAUUGCAUAUUGCACAGGGAAAUUUACAACGUGCGCGUAUAUUUUACACCAAAGCAAUAAAAGCAAUGCCGAGAGACUACGAUUUACGUUUGCGCAAAGCACGUUUGCUGGAAUUGAUGAAUGAAACACAAAGGGCUAUGUUGACAUAUUUAAAGAUGUUACCACACGUACCACGCUCUGAAUCGGAGCUUUGUCUGACGACAGCCAAAAAUGUUGCACACCAUUUUCAUGGUAUUUCAAAACACGCCAUUGCGCUUGAAGCCAUGGAAAGCGCUUAUCAAAUUUGUGGUGAUCGCUUUACACUAGAAGAUCUCAAUUUGUAUAUGGAUCUACUCAUUUUCAACAAGGGAUAUGCAAAGGUUUUGCGUUGCUUACGUGCGCGCACCUCACUCGAAUUGGAAACAGAGCAAGAAAGAAAUUUAGAACUGAUUUUCUUUUGUGUCAUACCCGAUGAUUUUGUACCCGACUUUCGUGCAAAAUUAUGUGUAAGUCUAAUACACUUGCAUGCGCAUCAUUUGCUCGGUUAUCUUAUACAAAAUGUGCACGAGCACAUUCCCUUGACAGAUGAUCGCUUAGACUUAUAUAUUGACAUUGCGGAGGCGCUAAUGCAAGAGCACAAAUAUGCUGAAGCUAUAGAAUUGCUACGCCCAAUAACCGAUGGCGAUACGAUCGAGUGUCCGGCUUUUGUUUGGCUACGUCAAGCCGAAUGUUUGCGUAAUUUGAACCGCACCAAUGAGGCCAUAGAAAGUUAUACGCGUGUAGUAGAAUUAGCACCAUUUUGUUAUGAGGCGAAGUUCACAUUGUCAGCGCUACUCAAGCAGCAGGGACGUCACUUGGAAGCGGUGAAAGCGCUUGAACAAUCGGGUGAAUGCGAUGGCCAACCGCUGAAUUCGCGUUUGCUUUAUGAACGUUGUAUAAUGUUGCAGCAAAUCGGUGAGAUUGAUGAAUUCCUUGAAGUCGGCUAUGUGCUCUUGGCACGACAUUCAAUAAAAUUGCGUAAUCGCGAUGAAAUGCUCGCAGCAGCGAAUGGUGGCAGUUUUUACAAUGCAGAGGGUCUCAAGGUUAUACUGCAAAUGCGUAAUAUCACAGAGGACACGGACAAGGCAUUGCAGGAAUAUCUUAAAAUACCACAGGAAAAUUCCGAUCUCACUAUACAAGAUGAAUUUCGACUAUUUCUCGAGUUGAUACGUGUUGCCUACGAACAGCGUAAAUUCAGUUGCAUUGAACGGAUCUGCUUUGGCAUGGUGACCACAAAGCGUUUCACCGCCUAUCACAUCGAAUUGGAACGUAUCAUAAUACUCGCCUGUUAUUUUAAUGACAAUUGCGCCAUUGCAUUCUCCUAUUUGCGUGAGUUGAUUUCGAAGAGUCCACAUAAUAUCGCGCUAUGGAAUUUGCUAUCGCUGUUGGUGCAGAAGGGUCAAGAUUUACGUUAUCAUCGUUAUGUGCGUCGUCUCGUACAACGUCAUCCCACCGAACGUCAAUUGCGUAUUUUUCUAGCUCACUAUCAUCUAUUUUGUUGUUCGUACAAAUAUGCAUUAAAUAUCUAUGUGCCACUAUUUAAAGAACAACAAACACCGAUACUUGCGCUUUGCAUUGCCGUUAUUUUCAAUCAAUUGUCAUUGCAACGUAAAGUGUUACGUAAAACCGCUGCCGUUUCGCAGUCGAUUGCUUUCGCCCAAAAGUAUGCUACACUGCGUGCAGGUGUUGAAUGGAAGGUUGGCUCUACUACCACCGACACUGUAGCGGAAGCAUCAACAUCACAAAAAGAAACAAAUGCUGCAUGCAGUGCUGUUGAACAAGAAAUUUGCUAUAAUUUUGGGCGCAUUUAUCAACAGGCUGGCUUAGUGCACCUAGCCGUGGAGUAUUAUGAACGUGGUUUGGCCGCACAACAUCCUUUGAUUGAGGAGAACGAAGAGUAUUUGGGUUUGCGUCAAGAAAUUGCCUAUAACUUACAUCUGAUCUAUAAGGCAGCGGGAAAUUUACGUAAAGCGCGACAAUAUCUCUAUGAGUAUUGUGUUGUAUGAAGUAUGUAAGAAAGAAGCGUUUAAUUUGCGGAUGUGGGUAAGCAAAUAGCAGCGAAAUUGGAAUUGUAUAAGUUCUCAAAUGCAUGAGUAUGGGGAUUUCCUAGUCUCAAUCAUUGCGGCAGUAUAGAAAGUCAUCAUAUUCGACGCAAAAAUGUUGCAGUAUAAGUAUCAGAUGAGUAUCUCUAGUAUUUAAGGCGUUGAAAAUAAAAGAAACAUAUUCAACAACUCUGUAACUUA